UGAGGCAUAGCGAUCACUUGGCAGGCACGCCUUUCCUGCAAGUAGAAAGACGAACAACUUGCUUCGAAACUCAGCUUUCAGUGUUGUUGUAGUUUGCUGUGGUGCAUUUCAGACGGAGUGGUCAUGGCCGACAUAACGGUGAAUUUAGACGACGAAAGAAAGCAGACAGGGAAAACCGUAUUCGUUGGAUCAGAUUUUACAGAUUUAACCAUUCAGCAGAUUGAUGAUGCGAAGGAAACAUUCCUCGACCUUGAAACGUACUGGAGACGAUUUCGCUUUGAAAUUGAUACCCUGAAAGAAAAUCAUCGAGGAGAGGUUGACAAACUUCGUCAGGAAAUCGAGAAUCUAUUGCGACAGAAAAACGCGCUUCAAGAUCAGGUGAAGACUGCGAAAGGAGAUGCAAAACGAUUCCAAGAUGACCUUAUCCGAUCUCAAAGAAAUUUUACCGAAAAGCAGUUUGAAAAUGAUGGUUUACAGAAAGAGGUUAAGAAUAAGAACGGGAUCAUCGACAAACUGAAGUUGGAUAAGAAUGCGUUGCAAAAAGAAAUCGAUCGUUUGCGCAUGGAACUUGCUUCGAAAGAUAUGAUCACGGUCAGCACAUCAGAUAAUGUAGAGUCGUCAAUGGACGGUGAUCUUGAUAGUCUUAACAAUCAACUUUCCGACUGGCAAGCCAACGCUGAGCUGGCCAACAAAGAAAAAGAAGGGUUGUUAAAAGAUCUAGAUGAUAUGCAAAAUCGUGUCAAUCAACUUCAAAGCGACUACGACAAGGCCAAGAGAGAUCUUCAAAAGCAAGAGAAGUCGAGUCAGGUGCAAAUUUCAAAGUACGAAUCGCAGCUGCAAAAUGCGCUAAAACAAAGAGACGGUUUGAAACAGCAGCUAGACAACCUUAAAGAUCAGUUAAAGAAGAGCAAAGAAAACAACGCACAGUUGCAGAAGGAGCUGCUCGACCAACAAAAGGAAGUUGAUUCACUGAAAGAGGAAGUCGGAGCAAAAGCUUCUCAAAUCGAUCGCCUCGAAGCCGACAACGACGAGUUGGAUAACAAGAUCGAGAGGCUGAAGAAGGACCUUGCUCAGGCUGAAAUGGCAAACCAAGUUUUAGGAAAAGAACGUGAUGGACUUGAACGUGAUUUGCAGAAAGCUGAAAGUGACAUCGACGACCUGGAAGGAGCUCUGGACAAGACCCGGCAAGCGAAGGAAGAUCUUAAGAAAGAUCUUAAUAUUACAGCAAACAAGUUGACAAACGUCGAAGACGCAAACCGAAAAGCACAAGAUCGUAUAAAAGUCCUGGAAGCUCAGAUUCCGAAGUUGAAAGCGCGUGUUACAGAAGCAGAAGGAAAUCUUUUGUCGAUGAACAGCAAAUACAAGAAAUUAGAGGAUAACUUCAACAAAACCAAAGCAGACCUGGAUGAAGCCCAAAACAACCUUGCUAUCGCUAAGGAACAAGUUGACCAGCUGGAAACGACGUGCCAAGGAGCGAUAAAAGAUCGAGACGAUUACAAACAGCGCCUUGCAAAUAGCGAGAAAAAGAUCGCAGAGUUGAAACAGCAGCUCCAAAAAGUACAGGAAGAAAGAGACGAGCUGGAUAGCGAAGUUUCCAAAGCACGCAUGCAGAUCAAUAAAUUACAAUCUCAACUGGAUAACGUACAACGACUAAAGGCACAACUGGAAAGUGAUUUGGCCGACCAGAAGGCAAAGAACACCAAGUUAACAAACGACUACACUGUCUUAAAGACAUCGUACAACGAAGUGAACAAGAACCUGCAAUGGCAUAAAAACCAACUCGAGAGCAAGAAUAAUACUAUUGCAGAGUUGAAGAAACGUAUCGCAGCUUUGGAAGCGAAAUUAGAUCCGCUGUAUCAAGAAGUUAGCGACCUGCAGUCGAAAUGUGAAGUCCUUGGUAAAGAAAACGAAGAUUUACAGGAUAAACUACUGGAAGCCGAACGAAGAUACAAGGAACUACAAGUCGAGUAUAAUCUGCUGCAGAAAGAGCGAGACGAUCUAGCAAAAGAAAUUCAAGAUCUCCUGAAGAAAAUUUCUGAGCUCCAAACAGCAUUAAACAUCAGUCAACGAGAGACGAAUGACUACAAGAACCAAGUAACUGUCCUGAAGCAGAAAAUUGUAAAACUCGAACGUGAUUUGGAUACAGUGACGAAAGAAAAGAACGACCUAGAUCUUCAGAAUAAAGAUAUUCAAGCAAAUCAUAAGAAGAGCAACGACGAAGCAAUAAUCCUAAAGAACCAAUUGAACGAUGUUCAAUCCUCGCUUGACGACCAAAAAAAUAAGUUGAAUGAUAAUGACAACUUAAUUACAAUGCUUCGUGAGAAGACCGUGCAACAGGAAAACGAGCUCGAAAAUGUCAAAGGCGAUCUGGAUCAUUACAAAAAUUCAUUUGAAACAACCGAAGACGAAAGGAACAAGUUGGCAUAUCAAUUGAAAGACAGGGAUGAUGAAGUUGAAAAUCUACAUGGUGUCAUCAAACAAAAAGAACAGAUGGAUAUCGAACAAGCGAUAACUGUGCAAACAUUUGACGUUGUGGAAUCCAGUAUGGGCGAUGACUUCUUCAGUGGUCCAUCACAGCAAGAUUUCGAUAACGAAGUUGCAAGAAAUCAACUCUUACAGAAUGAAGUCGAUAAUCUUAAGACGAAGAUAACGCAGCUACAGAAUGAAUGUAACAGCACAAAACGCGACGUCCAUGAUCUUCAAGAAGAUUUGCAACGGGCACAAGCAAAAAGAUCAACCAAUUACAAGGAGAACGAUCAGCUGGCUGCUGAUAAAGCUGUUGAAGCUGAACGAGCAAUACUAGCUGAAGCUAAAGCCGAUGACCUCGAGAAGGAAGCAGACACCGCUAAUCAACUUCGCGAAAAAGCGGAAGAAGACCUGAAUGAUGUGCGUGGACGAAUACCCAAGUUGGAAUCGCAACUCGACUCGUUACAAAAACAGAAAGCAAAGUUGCAACGCCAGCUUGACGACUCCAAUGCAAAUCUCACGAAAUGCAAAGAAGACCUUAUGAAUCUUGAAAGUCAACUGGCUGAGCAAAAGAGAAAAAACGACACAAUGAGUAAUCUUUUGGAAAAGAAAGAAAAGAAUCUCGCUGAAGCAAAUCGUAAUGUGAAAGCCUUGGAGAACGAAUUAGAUGAGCUGAAACGUGAUUUGGCGAAUCUCACAGCAAGCAAUGAUGCGUUGAAAGCGGAGAAAGAAGACGACGAUAGACGUAUACAGCAAAUGCAAGAACGAAUUCAAGAUUUGAACAAAGAAGUCCAAAAACUCCGCGAAAUUCAAGAUAACCUUGAAAACCAAGUGAACACAAAAACCUACCAGCUUACAACGGCUCAAUCACGAUUGGAAAAUGCACGAAAAGAUCGUGAUUACUACAAAAAUGAACUUGCAAAUGCGCAAAACAACGCAAAGAAAGAUCGUGAAGACAUCGUUCGUCUUCAAAAUCGUGUACGUGCGCUGGAACGUCAAAACGAACAGUUUGAGAAAGAUAUAAAAACUAAAGAUGCGCUUAUCGAAAAGUUGAAAAAGAACAAAGCACAGUUGGAAUCGGAUCUCCUAAAGACGAGAAAGGAGCUGGAGUCACUUCGCGUCGCAUACCAGAAAGCCCAAGAUAUCAUUCGAAAAUAUGAAGAUCAAAUACGCGAGAAAAGCCUAAAAAUUAAUUCGAUGGAAGUAAAUAUUACCAAUUUGAAGAAAGAAGCAGUCCCAGUCAGCUCCAAUAUCACAGUUCAGCGUGUGUCUAAUGUUGAAAGUGCUCCUCCUGGUGCAGCACCAGAGCGCGAAAACAAUUUACGAUCGGAAAUUCAAGUAAAUAAGAACAGGUUUGGGAAAUUGGAAGGAGAUUACAAGAAAGCUCAACAAAAGAUCAUUGAAUUGACUCAAGAUAAUAGAAUGCUCCAGAAACGCGUAGACGACUUACAGAAUCGCUUGGACAAGAGCAACGCCGAUUGUCAGAGAUUCAAACAAGACCUUAACGAUGCUUCUGACAAGAUUUCCGACCUCGAAGUGAAGAACGAAUUCGAAACUAGGGAGAAGAAUAGCCUUCAGCAGCAGUUGGAAGAUGCAAAUAAACGAAUUGCAGCCCAGCGUGCGGAUCUUUUGAAGGCAGAACAAAAAGUGGUUGAAACAAAGAUGCUGUACGAUGUUGCGCAAAAUGAUCUGCAAGAAAAAGAAGACGAGGUGCAAGGCUUGUUGAAAGACAAGAAAAGUUUGGAAAAACAUCUGGAUACAACAAAGGCAACAAUGAACCAGUUGCAAGAAGACAAUAAUCGACUGAAGACGGACCAAGGUCGUCUCCAGCAAGAAAUACUGGACCUCAAAGAAAAGCUUGCUGAUUUGGAGACUAGAUUACAAAAGGCCCUUACUGACAAAGACCGUGCACAGAAAGACGUAAAGGAUUGCCUUGCGAAAAUUGCUGGCUUGGAGCAACAAAUAGAAGAACUUACAAGAGACAAAGAAAGUCUGUAUCAAAAAAUCGAAGAACUGAAAGCUACUGCUGGGCGACACCGUGAUGAGUGCAACAAGUGCGAGAAGGAACUUGCACAAUUGCAGGCAGAGUUCGAUCGCCUGAAGGCAGACAAUGAGGAGAAAGAACGUCAAAUCGAUAAUUUAACCGAAACCAAGAUUGUCGUAGAGAAAGAAAACGAAGAGUUGAAGAAACAGUUGAAGAAGCUGAACGCAGACUUCGACGAUGCUGUUGAGAAGAACCGUCAGAAUGAAAACAUGAUCAGCGUAUCCAAUGUGCAAAAUGUCGAGAGCGCCCCAGAUAUGUGGGAUGGAAUGGAUCCAGCUGAAGAUUCAAGCAUUUUAAAGAGGAAAAUAGACGAGUUGGAAAAUGAUCUCGGUCAGAGCCAAAACAAAGAAAGGGAAGCACAAGGUAAGCUCUUGGAACUCAACGCAUACAUCGUGAAGAUGGAAGGUAUCUACGAACAACUACUUGCCAGGAAAAAAGAGAUCGAACAAGAGCUAUACGAUGCACAGCGUGAAUUGAAACCACUCAAAGACGACUUUGAAUCGACGAAACAAGAACUCCAGGACCUUGCCGCACAAUUCUCUAACCUCAAGAGAGAAAACGCCAACUUGCGAAUGCAGCUCGAACAAGCACAGCAAGCGAAAAAUCAACUCGAGAAACAACACGAAGAUGUUAUUAUGAAAGAUAGGAAUAACGAGCAGAAUCUCUUGAACACUGAACGUAAGCUUCAAGAAUUACAGUUACAAUUGGAACAAGGGGAAAAUAAUAAAGACAAAGACAAGAUAAUUGAAACUCUUAAGGAAGAAAAGAAAGAGCUAGAAAAGCAAGUUCACCUCCUUCGCGAAGACCUCAAUCUUAUGCAAACAAAUCUUGGCAACGUUCAACGAAAACGUGACGAUCUCGAGAAGCAGUUAUUCAACAUGCAGAAACAAUUCUCAGAUGUUGAUCUUCGAAUGAAAACCUUGAUACAAGAGAAUAACGAACUGAAUGACGACAUCAUAGCUGCACAACGUAAACAAGCUGAUCUUCAAAAUGAACUACAGAAAGCACUGAAAGAGAAGGCAAUGUUGAGAGGUGAACUGGAUGAAGCGAAGGCACAACUCUUCCGAAACAAAGAAGUUCACUCCAACUUGGAAAGACAAGUUGCCGAACACAGAUCCAACGUUGACGCAUACAGAAAAGAUCUUGGGGAUAGAGAAAACGACGUUGACUGGCUACGAAAUCAAGUUCAUGCAUACGAGGACGAAAUUAGUUCAUUGAAAAUUCGAUUGCAUUCUUACCGAGAAGACUACGAGAAAGCGCAACAAGACAUGACCGUACUACAAAGUAAGCUUCAAGAAAGAGAUAAUACUAUUGCUGAUAUUGAAUUUAAAUUGAAAGCACUCGAACAAGAGAACAAGAGGCUCAAAAAUGAGUUAGGAGUUGCGAAAGCUUCUGCUGAAGAUUACAGAAAAUCGUACUUUGACGCAAGAAAGGAAAUCGAAAGAUUACAACUCGAGAUCCUUGGCCUCAAUCAACAGGUUGCUACAUUGCAGUCGCGUCUGGAGGCCACCGAAGAAGACAGAGAUCGUUUGAGAGGUCUCUUGGACAAAAUGAAGAAAAAUAAUUCAGAAAUGAAAAUUCAACUAGAUAUAGUCCAUAACGAAAAGAGCAAGAUGGCCAAUGAUAUGAACGUGAUUAAACGUGAGACAGAGAACGUACAACAUUCCGCUCCACCCGAUCAAGUUGAUUCAGGAAAGGAAAAAUUAACCAAGAUCUACGAGCUUCAAAGUAGUUUUGACAACGUCAAACGAGAUCAUGAUGAUGCCCAGCGUGAUCUGGCUAACCUUCGCAAGAAGAACCUGAAACUGGAAACGACAGUUUCUGAUCUUAACCGACAAAAAGAUGGCAUUGAAUAUGAUAACCAAUGGAAGACGAAGCGAAUUGCAGAUCUUGAGAACCAACUUAAUGAUUUGCAAAACAGCAACAAGGUUGGUCGGGAAGAUAUUCUUGGAUGGCAGAAAAAGAUCGCAAAAUUAGAGCAAGACCUCAGCACUGCAAAGAACAAGAACAGCAGAUUGGAAGCGUACAAUGCUGCAUAUGAUGGGAAAAUGAAAGAAUUAAAUGAUGAUCUCAUCGAAGCGAAUCAAAAGAUUGCACAGCUUGAAACCUCGCUUGAUGGGUGCCAAGACACAAUCGAAAAGAAACAGAGGGAUCUCCUUGACGCAGAAAAGAAAGCUGGUAACCUGGAAACAGCCAAUCAAAACCUCUCCAAAGCAAAGAACGAAUUACAACGAAACCUUCAAGCAGCCAAGGCGAAAAUUCUCGACCUCGAGGAAGACUUGCAAGCGGAGAUCAAGCAAGUUGCACAGCUCAAAGGCAUCAUGGGCGACUACAAGGUUAGAAACGAAAACCUGAAAAAUGAAAACGCCAGACUUCAGAAGAAGCUCUUGGACUUGCAAUCGUCAACAGAUGUCAGUUCUCGUGAUGUAGCUGAAAUGAGAUACACAAUCAACAGAUUGGAGACGGAUAACAAGCAAUUGACUAGUGAUAAUCAAUUGCUGCGAAGGCAAUUAAAUGAUGUCAAACAAGAUAAUGCGAAGAUUCAAAACGAAAAGAGAGACAUUCAAAACCAACUUCAAAAGCUUAAAAUGCAAUUCGCCGAACUUCAACACAAUAAUGAUCUACUCCAAGAUGAGAAUGAAAAGCUCAAGCGUGAACUAGCAGCAGCUAAUAUCCAGAUUCAAGAAAUGGCGGACAAUAUGCAACAGCAACCGCAACAAGAGGUUAUGGUGGAAUCGGCUCCUGACAUGUUGUUUAGCGAACCAGAUUCAGCCGAGUUGGAUUUCCUUCGUCCAGAAAAGGAUCGUCUACAGAAUGAAGCUACAGACUUGAAAAAGAAACUCGACAACUUGCAAGAUGCCUAUGAUCACCUUAACGACGACAAGGCUAACAUGGAAGAAAAGAUCCUGAUCUUGCAGCGAAAUGUUUCUGAUCUUAAUCGAGAAAAACAGGAAUCAAACGGAGAACGUGCAAAAUUGAAGCGUGAUCUCGACGAUGCAAUGGAGAAGCUCGCUGAUCUUGAACAAGAAAACCAACGGCUUAAAGUUGAAAAUUCUUCCCUCAAACAAGACUACGAAGAUGUGCAAAUUCAGUUGGUCAAGAUUCAAGCGCAAUACGAUAUUCAUAUCACGCAAACAUCGGAUAACCAAAAGGAUGCCCAAGCGUCAACGCAGAAAUUCAAGAACCUCGAAGAUGCGCUAAAGCGAAGUCAAGAUCGUGAGAAUGAAUUGCAGAGGGAAGUAUUGGACGCUCACAAGAAAGCUGCAGCUCUGGAGUACGAAGUCAAAAGUGCAAACGAGAAAAUAGUGGAUCUGGACGAUACAAUGAAACAGAACAAUGACAAAAUCAGAGUCCUUAAGGAUGAAGUGGUAGGGCGGGAAAAGAAGGUUUCAGAACUGGAAGCAAACAUGGAAGACGCAGCCGACACGAUCAAAGGUCAAGAAUAUGAAAUCGAUGGUCUCAAGGAUAAACUGAACGAGCUGGACAGCAAAGAUAGACAAUCGCAAGAUGGCAGAAAUGACCUUGAAAGCCAGCAUGCAACUCUUAAAAACCGUUGCAAUAAGUUAGAAGACCUGCUGAACGACGCCAAUCGUGAAAAAGAUGACCUGCAAAAGCGUUUGCAAGAUCUUCAAAACGAAAAUGACAACCAGAAUUCAGAUUUCUCGAAACAAAUCUCCCAAAUUCACCAAACCACUGAAAUCUACCGACGGGACCUUACUGACCGCGAGAAUCAGAAUGAAAAGUUGAGGAAACAAGUGAGCGACCUGACUAAAGAAAACGAGCAGUUAAAACGGGAUAUGGCGAAUAAGAAGAAUAGCGUGGAAACCUACCUCAUUGAAAUCGAACGAUUGAAACAAGAAUUGGUGAUCAUUCGAGAACGUGUCACAAAAGGUGACCCGAGAAUGGCUGAUGAAAUGGUAGAAUUAAAGCAGAAAUACGACGAGAUCGAAAGCGAGAAGGAAACACUUCGAACAGAGAAGCAAAAUCUACAAUACCAACUGCGAAUUGUAACCGAGAAGCUUACAGAAAUCGAAACAGUCUAUCGACAGAGCACCAACGGUCUGGAAACGGUUACACAGGAAAUGUACGCGUUACGCCAAAAGAUCAACACAAUGGAACUUGAUUUGCAGAAAGCGAUCAAGGACAGAAUGAUUCUGGAAGAGCAACUCGAAAAAGCUAACCGUGAAUUGGUGAUCCGUCACGAAUUGAUUGUCAAGUUAGAGAAGGAAGUCCGUGAUCACCGUGUCGAAAAAGAAUUCCACGACCAAGCAAUCGAGGAACGAGAGCAAUCCAUCAAAACCCUCCGCAUCAAGGUUGUCACUUUGGAGAAGGAGAUCGCCAGUCUGAAAUGGGACAUCGAAGUGCUGAAGAAGGAGAAACAAACCACGGAGGUUACGCUGGAUGUGAAACCAAAGAUAGAAAGAACGACCUAUGAGAUAACCCAUGCCAUGAGCCCUGAAACCAAGUCAGUAGUGACUGGUAAGCCACACGAGAUCUCAACGUUGGAUUUCAGCGUCAACGAUAAACCAGACACAUACAGUUUAGGGCAGACAACAACGCGUGUGUACUCGAGGGGAAACAGUGAUGAAGCUAGCAUGAGUUUUGUCGAGGGAGGUGAUAGAGAAGUUCGAACCCGAGUUAUCAAAAGAGAGACAAGGACAAUCGAAGGACCCUUGUCACCUGGUUCUUAUAGCCACAGUAUUUCCGAGGGAUUUUUGCCUGGCGAGUCGACGACGACUUACACCCGAACCUUGUCCGGUGGCCCAGAAACAGGAGAAGUUCAAGUGGUUCGUAGAGAAAGGCGAAGCAGAAAAUUCUUAGACGAAGGCAAAUAUUGACAAUAAUGAACACGAAUAACUUUACAUAAAUAGAAUUGCAUAGCUUAGUUUAAGUCGAUCCUCAUUUGAUGUAGUAAUUUUGGAUAUUUACCAUCCAAAAAAUGGUGGGAUUUUUUUAUCGGUAUUUAUUGCGCAAGUUUCAUUCGCAAGAGAAAAUUCUUUUUUGACAAUUGAUCUUUGGGAAUUGCAUAGGAGGAAUUGCUCGACCAAGGUUGAACUAUCCUACCAUUUCUAUAGGACCAAAUAUUUUAAAAUUACUGCAGUACAUGUUAGUACAGUGCAUUUGUAGGACGAGUGCUUGUUUAAAUUCGUUUGGGUUGUUUUAUGCACUUAGAUUUUAAUAUGGUUUAGUCAUAGUUGUGCUUCAGUGUAUUACAUGAUCAAAAUAGCCGAUCGGACAGAAUAGGGAGAGAGCUUUCCAUCUGCACUGUCAGAUCAAGCUGUGAAACGUAUUGUGGUUGAAUAGCGCUUACAUGAAAAGUGUAGGUCCAUUUUAGUCGUAUUUCUAUUAUCUUAGCAAAAUCUUACCUUGUUGGGUCAACCCGUUCGGCUGUUUAAUGGAACAUUCCCCACGUGUUUCUCAAUAGCAUAUACCAUUACACGACACUAGGUUAAUGAAUUGAUAGAAUUUGUAGUAUUUUUCUAAUAUUUUUUUCACAUUUUUGUCACAUCAAUAGUAUACGUAAUUUCAAUUAAAUUUUUGCCUCAUAUAUUAA
Molecule: messenger RNA, 10064 nt
Organism: Dendronephthya gigantea
Lineage: Eukaryota; Metazoa; Cnidaria; Anthozoa; Malacalcyonacea; Nephtheidae
Product: major antigen-like
Source: RefSeq, a predicted model, not a curated record